Molecule: messenger RNA, 31329 nt
Organism: Symbiodinium sp. CCMP2592
Lineage: Eukaryota; Dinophyceae; Suessiales; Symbiodiniaceae
Source: the annotation of a GenBank genome assembly
AUGGCCUCGGUGCUGCAGCUCUCGGCCUGUGUCAGUGUCAGUGUGGACUUCCUCGGGGGCCCCCUGGGCGCCACGGCCCAAGGUGGCAGUGCGAUCGAGCAAAGUUGUGGCACGGACUUUCUUGGCGGCCCCAUCUGGACGGUGAUGCAAGCGCAUGCAUUUCCUAGUGCCAGUGUGGAUCAUGUGCAGCCUGUGCAGCAAUCCCUUCCGUGCCUUCCGGUGUGUGUGCAGUUUGGGCUUCCUGCCCUCCAGCGCUGCUUUGCAUUCCUGCAAGGUGUCCGUGUGGGUGAGGCAAAGCACCCGGGUGAUGGAUGCCAUCCCCCUUUCCCCUCUUGGGUUCUAGGUCCUCCGCGCCGCCGGGCCCCUGCAGGCGAGCCGAUGCUUAGUGUGUGCCAUGACUGGAAGAGGGGAUGCCGCCUGGGCGAGGCUUCUCACCCUGGGCCUGGCUUCAACCUUGACCUUGGUAACCUUGGGGAUAGCCUUGGCGAUAGCAUCAUGAAGUCGAUCAAGGAGCAAAUCCAAAAGGCAGUUGACGAGGCGGUAAAGCAGGCCCUGGCGUCGCUCAAUCUCGGCCGGGGCGUGGCUGCUGCCCGGCCGUCCGGCGAUCCAGCCAUGCAGCUCGAGCCAAAGGGAAGGCGCAAGAGGAAGCGUAAGGCCAAGCAGGCCACGAGCCACCCAGGUGGCAAGCCCGACGCUUCGGGCAGUGAGUGUGCAGGUGGCCGCCAGAGCGCAGCCAAAGGCAAGGGCAAACCUGCAGAAAAAUCCGGCCCAGCCAAGGUGGCCCAGCGCGGUGGCCCAGGUGACUCAGGUCAACGCCGGGGCAAGGGCAAAGGCGGUUGUGGUGAGGCAGGCGGGCAGGAAGCCGGUGAUGGCUGGAGGGUCAUCCAACGCAGGGCCCCGGAAGGCGCCUUCAAGCUCCGAAAAUCUGAUUGGGACGCUCCGGUCGUUGAGUACGCUGCCCUCGCUGAGUUCAUUGACAAGGCUGAUGCCAGCAAGGUCCUCGAAAUUGUAGUUUUUGUUUCGGCCGACCAGGUCACGCUUGCUACGAACAUUCUGCGGGGGAGCGGGCUGAGUUUCAAGGCCCUGCUUGUUUUUCUCUCCAAGGAUGAGGAGGCUCAGCGCAUCCCGGGCACCAUUGGGGAUCGCCUGGUGUUUAGGACUGCCAAGGUCCAGAAGCUCACGUCUGCAGGUGCCAGUGGCCACGCUCCGCAGCCCACCGGCCUGAGCCAAACGUCCAUCAAGAUCCGACCCACUGAAAGUGCAGUUGUAUACUUUAAGGUGCCAAAGCAGUUCGCCUCAGCCGACACUUGGAAGGCUUUUGGGGGCAAUGCCUCCAAGGCCGCUGUAGACUGGGUCGCGGCCCACAGGAUCAAGGUGCUCGACACUUUUGCCUGGGUCCUGGAAAAGCAGCGCAACGACACUCAUGAGCAGUACUUCGGCAUUGUUCGCAUUCCGAAGGCAGACAUUGAGGGCAUCCUGGCCCACUCUGGCAAGGACGGUGUCUUCGUGGAUGCCGCUCGCACCUCAGGGCCCCGGGCGAAGCUCCAAUGGAUCGAGAAGCUUCCUGGCGAGAAGGUGGACGCCUACUUUGAACGUGCCCUGCGCCAGGCUCCCAGCCUGGGCUUGGUCGUCAAUGGGGGGCGAUUGGCGUGGCGAAGUGCCAUGGCGGACGGAGAAGCAACGGUGCGUAUCUGGCACAUGGAUGGUGUGCCCCACGAGUGGGAUGCGGAUGCCGUCGGCCAGCUCUUUGACACUGACCUGGUGCCGUUCGUCGUCGAGCAUAAGGAGAAGCCCUUGUCCCUGUGGGCAACGCUGGCACCUUUCCGUGUCGUCUCCAAGAAGCAGAAGCCUCUCGCCUCGAAGGCCGUCCCGGUCGUUGCUCUCGAGAAGCCUGUCGGUGCCACCACCGUCAAACCUCCCACGGGGGAGCUCGCCACGGGCGAGGACGGCAAGGAAGUGCCCCAGCAGAAGCGCGUCAAGCAGGAGGUGCGCACCAAGCCAGGUGACCUCCAGCUCAAGGCAUGCCCUCGUGACGGGGCCUGUGUACUGCAUGCCAUGAGCCUCGGCCUUCAGUGGCUCGGGGACUCUCGGCCCAAUCACCCGCGCAUGCUCCGUGCGCAAAUGGUCGAUCACAUGCGCCGGCAUGUCACCCAGUACGAGAAGGAAUGGGACGGCAAGGGGCCGGACGGCGAGCCGGUCAAGGACCGGGACUUCUCCGCAUACCUCACUCUCAUGGAGAAGGAGGGGGCGUACUGCUCGGAUGUCGAGCUGAGGGCCCUGGGCCGUGUGCUGGACAUCAAAAUCGUCGUGCUGCCGGCGGGCCUCAACUUCUCUCCUUACGCCUUUCAUGGCAAAGCUGCCAAGAUGCUGGUGUUGUGGUAUGAAGAUAACCAUGUGGAUCUUAUGCUCCCGCCCGAGGGUCACAAGAAGUAUCCAAGUGAGUAUGCCCAGAUCACAGCCGGCCCGCCCGGCAUCGGUUUGGACCACCUCGAUGCAGGCGAGCACCUCGGGGAGUGCCGCGGGGCGGCCCUCGAUCGCAGCCCAGCCCUCUUUGCAAGGUCCAAGGUAAAGGCAUCGCAUGGUUCUCAGACCAAGCCCAGGGACGAGCCACAGGUGAGGUCGUCACAGGCCACGGCCCAGGCAAGGUCCUCAGGCACCAAGCGCAAGGCGGUAGAGCCGUGCACUUCGUCCGUUUUCACCUGCACCUCUACGGGCACUAUUGAGGCCCUCGAUGAAUCCGAGUUUGAGCGAGCUUGUGUGCCCCCGAAGCGCUGCCCUUGGCUGGCCCACGCCACGGCACCGGCUGACCUCACUUUUCGGUGCAACUUGUGCCCUUACAAGCGCAAGGCCACGAGCAACCAGCAGUACUACCACACCCGCCACAACCACUACCAGCGUGCCCAUGAGGGGCAGGGCCUGCAGCCGGACAUUGGACGACCCAAGCUCACGCGGGUCUGCGGCCCAAGGGCUCGUUUCAUUUGGUGUUGCGAGACUCGGAAGGACCUUUCCCGGUUCUCCUACUAUGCCCUGCGCAACCAGCACCGUGCACAGGCCCACCCCGAGGUCUCCAAGGCUGAGUGGCAGCGUCUUGCGGCACUCCCGCAAACCGGGCCCAAGGAUCGCCAGGCACAUGCCAAAGGGUGCCGCCAGCGCAACCUCACCAAGGCCGUGUUCGCUCAAGUCAGGACCCCUCGCUUUGGAGACCAGAUGCAGCUUUUUGUGUGGCCUCGAGCCAGGUGUGAGAAACGCAGCACCCGGGUCCAGCAUGUCCUCCUUGAGCAUGGUUGGAAGUGCCUCCGGUGCGGUGAGUGCACCAGGGACCUGGCCGCCGCCAAGCAGCAUAGCGAGGGCCGGUGCAAGUCGCAGAGCAACACCCAGAAGCGGAUCCAGAAACUUGAUGCCAUCGAGGCGUGGGCCCGGCGUGCCGGAGGUGACCCCGACUUCUGCUCCCAGGUGCUCCGUGCUGCCGAGGCUGACAUCAACCCUUUGUCGGCCCAGGGUUUCGGUGAGCGCUGGCGUGUCCACGGCUACCGGGCUGUUCUUAGCGACAUUGAUGCUGCCAAGGGUGUGCAUAGGGUGGCCUUGGUCGCCUCCCUCCCCAUGCAUCGUGUGAACCUUAAGCUUCCUCCGCAUGUGGCUGUGCGAUGUGCUGCAGGUGCUUUUGAGAUGCAGGCUGCUGGCAGCAAGUGCAUCACUCUUGUGGUGGCCUUCUACGGCUUCCCUGGUCAGCCAGAUGCCACAGCCCAGGCCUUAGGUGAGGUUAGGCGUGCAGCUGCGACCUUUGGGGGCCCCUACAUCUUGCUCGGCGACUUCAAUGUUGACCAGUCUGAGCAGGCUGUGGUGCAGCUGUUGUGCGACGGCGAGCUCCGGUCUCUGGAUGAGGCGGACUGGACCCAAGCCGGCCCAACAAAUCCCACGCGCACCCGGCGCAUCGAUUUUGGCUUGGCCCAUUGGUCCAUCAUUGCGUCGGCUGUCAAGCAGUUCGAGCGCCCGAACCUCUCGGACCAUGGGUGCGUCUUCUACGAAACGCGGUGCCUGAGCCGUGCCGACAGCUUCUCCAUGCCUAAGUUUCGUGUGCUCCCUGCCACGGCCACUGAUGACAUCUUGUCUAACUUUGGUAGGGUCUGGGAUGCCGCACACUUUGAGAGUUCUAUUGCAGCUGGGUCUCUUGAUGAAGCCUGGGCCUUCUUGUCAGACGUGGCCGAGCGCACGCUGGGUGCCACUUCGCUCUUCGAUGGUCAUGAGUCCCAGUCCCUUCGUUCUUCUCGCAAGUUGCUUGGGCAAUUGCACCAACUGCGGCAACAGCCCCACUGUCAGAAGCUGUGGCGUGCGGUGGGCCGUCGGGCUGGGCUCCUGCGUGCCACUUUUCCCGACUUGCCCGUGAUACAUGCUGCCAACCUUGAAGGUGCCACCCAGGUGAUCUCUCAUUUGCAUGCCGAGCUUCAGCAGCAGGAGACGGAGGCCAGAGUGCACAGGUGGCGUCGCCGUGUUGAGGAGGACCCUUCUCGUGCCCUCGCUUGGGUCAAGCGCAAAGCUGACCAUCAGUUGGCCAUGGAGCAAUCUCCUCAGGCCCCUGCUGGUGUCCCUUCCUCUGUUCACCCUGCCUCUAUUGUCGAGGAGCAUGGCAAAGUGUGGCUGCAGCACUGGAAGCCGGAGUCCCCUGUCAACUUCGAUGCCGUGCAGCGCAUCCUUGACCGUGUCCCGGGCGGGCCGCAAUCGGACAUCGUGCUCCAGGUCGAGGCUGAGGCUCUGAUGCGGGCCACCAAGGCAAUGCGGGGGAAGGCGAUGGGACCCGACCGCCGACCGAUGGUCGGCGGAGCUUCUCCUCCGCCUUCCUGUGCAGCGGCGGCCACUUUGUGGAAUGCGGUGCUCUCCACGCAGUACGUCCCUCGACUCUGGCGCCGGGCACUGAUUGCCCUGGUGCCGAAGCGCCUGGAUGAGUACCGCCCGAUCGCAUUGUGCCCGGUCAUCUGGCGAGCUGGUGCCCACUGCAUCUCUCGCAAUUUGCUGCCGUGGAUGGACACGUGGCUGGGCCACCACACUUUGGGCGGUGCACCAUGUCGAGGCCCGGGCGACGCUCAUGCCCGACUUUUUCAUGCGUGGCAGAGCGGCUGCAAAGUCUUUUGCCAGCAGGAUCUAACGCGGUUCUUUGACUCACUUGAUGUCAAGGCGGUGGGUAUGGUGCUUCGGCACCUUGGUGCCCCUGUUGGCCUCGCUGAGCUCUUAGCCUCCUUCUACCAGGAUGCCUCGAAGCUUUUUCUGCACGAGGGCCGGUCCAGCAGUGCAUGGGGCAGCCCAGCGCGGGGCCUGGCGCAGGGAUGCCCUCUCUCUCCAAUGGCCGCGGUCGCGGUCGGCCAUAUCUGGGCCAUGUGGGUCCAGUCCUUUGCCAAGGGACGCACCGACUGCCUCAUCUUUAUAGACGACCGUGUGCUGUGGCCUUCCUGCACGUGUGUGGACCCCCUUGGGGCAAUGGAUGUGGCAUUGAGGGCUUCUGACUCCUUCGACCAAGCCUUCGGUUUCCAGUGCCGUGCCAGCAAGUGUGCUGUGGUGUGUCCACCCGACGUCGGGACUUUCGAUCAGUGGGCCAGUGCCAGGAGCUACCCACGCGUGACUACUUUAAAGGUGCUGGGCAUCACCCUCGACAUGCAGGAGGGUGCCCUGGGGCUCCUUAAGUUUAGCCCGCGUCUGCUCCUGCAUCGCCUUCGUUUCCUCAAGCUCCUGGGAGGGGAGGUGCCCCAGCUCCGUCGCAUCGUGCUGCAGCUGGUCCACUCGGCCAUGUUUUGGGCCGGUGGUGUCGCUUGCCCGGAUCGCGACUGCUUGCGCGAUGUCUGGCACUCCACCUGUGCUGUCCUGCAAAAGCACGCCACCUUCGAGUCACCAAAAGUCUUGCUGUGUGCCUCCUUUGGCUGGAUGUUGGACCCUGAAUGGGCGGCGGACUGGGCAUCCCUGCGGGCUGCCUGGCGGUUCAAGGCUCGGCCCCCGGCAUGGCUCGACACGGCUGGGCUUGAUGUUGCUUGUGGUGACUGGCGUCGCUUCCUCCCUGGUGCGGCGGCGGUUGUGCAGAGGUUAGGCUGGCAGGUCCACGGCAACGGCGCCACCCUGGCGCGAGUCGACGAUUCCGGUGCCCUUCGUCAGUGCCACCUUGGCUGGGAAUCCUUUGAUGUGGUCAAGCGCUGGCUGGUGGACCACUACAAGUGGCGGGGUGUGCACGCCUGUGGGCGGAUCCGAAAUUGCCGCCAUCGUGAUGAUGCGACUCUGGCCCGUGGCCUCAGCUUGGGGGCCCCACUCCGCAGUGCCCGGUUUGCGCUCGAAGGCCACCGACUCGCAGUUGCGGCUGAGCCUACCCGUGAAGUUCGCCUUGCAGCACUGGGCUCGGGCGGCUCCAUUUGGUACCACUGCAAACGGCUGGAGAUGAGCUCACCCGACACCACGGCGUGUGUUUGUGGCCUCGUGCAACCUAGCCGAGCGCACCUCACCUGGUGUUGCACCUCAACGACGGAAUUGCGGCAAGGUCUCGCACCUCCCUCCACCCGUGCUGGUGAACGGCUCUUUGCAGCCGAAAUCCCUGAGUACCCUGCAGCCCCUGCAGCUUCGGACUUUGAAAACACCCUUCAGAGCAUCGUGGCGCAUCUUCGCAACUUCGCUACUGUGGGCGAGCGUCUGCUCGUCGCGACCGAUGGCAGUGCUAAGUUUGACGUCGGUGGCUGCGCCGUGAUCUUCGAGAGCGGUGAUGGCACCUUCGUCUUCGGUGAUGCCUGUGAGGAUCAAUCGGCUUUUCGAUGUGAGCUCCUCACCUUGACGACCCUCUUCGAGGCGAUCUCUCGUGCGCAGUUGGCUCCAGGCUGUCAGGUUGGCAUUCUGGUGGAUUGUAGCUCUGCUCUUCAGGCUGUGGCCCAACCUGGGGCGUGCUCCAUGCCUCUUCUGGCCCACAAGGCUGCGAGGCUGCUGCGUGAUGUGCGUGCCAGUGGCUUGGACCUGAGGCUUUCAUGGACUCCUGCACAUGGCCGGCGGCCCACCUGGACUGCUCCCUGGGGUCUGACUGCCGCCCGCUGCAGGCACCUCAAUGACCGGGCCGACGCGGCCGCAAACAGCAUUCGCGAACAACGAGCUCACGGCUCGUGCAGGGUGAGCUGGCAUGCUGAGCUGCAUCGUGCCGCGAUCUGGGAGCGCGGGGCCAUCUUGGCUUCGGCUGGUGCUUCCAACGUGCUGGCGCAGAUGAUGGAUUUGGCGGCCAUGGAGGCCGCGACGUCGAGUACUCAGCUGAUCCUACCUGUCAGCUACAGAAAGUUCAGGGGAGUUGCGCCGCGCAACUAUGUUCUCAAAGCUAUGCUUGAGGGUGAGCAUGCUUCCAUCGAAGACUUUCUGGAAAGGCUCAAUGAGGAUGCAAGUGCAGUUGUGGGAUCGGCUGUGCUUGUGGAUGAGCUCUUUCAUGUACGUGAAGCCCUCGUUCUUCUCUGGACCGAGCAGCUGACAAAGCGGUGUGAUGGCGACCCACCUUGGGUGGAGCGCCUCCAGGCGAUGGGACAUUUCCCGAGCACUACCCUGUGGUUUGCUGACGGGGACUUUGGCCUUGCUCCGGCGGAGGCCUAUCGCGAUGCAAAUGUCCAGCCGCAGCGGGGCAGCCGGGAGCAAGUGGCAGCAGCGCUGCCGCUCUCUGGUGGGCGACCUGGCGCUGGGGUGGAAGCUGAGCUGGUGACGCGGCCGGCUGCUGACGAGAUUGAGGAGGAUGCGGAGCCGGCUGGGCUUCCCGAAGUGGAGGCGACCAACCAUGGCGAUGCUGCUCUUCCUUUGCAAAGUUUGCAGCCGGCGGACAAAGAGCCACCUAGCCCGGCCUCUCCCUGCCUCCUUGGUAACAUGUUUUCUAAGACCGGUGUGGACUUCCUCGGGGGCCCCCUGGGCGCCACGGCCCAAGGUGGCAGUGCGAUCGAGCAAAGCUGUGGCACGGACUUUCUUGGCGGCCCCAUCUGGACGGUGAUGCAAGCGCAUGCAUUUCCUAGUGCCAGUGUGGAUCAUGUGCAGCCUGUGCAGCAAUCCCUUCCGUGCCUUCCGGUGUGUGUGCAGUUUGGGCUUCCUGCCCUCCAGCGCUGCUUUGCAUUCCUGCAAGGUGUCCGUGUGGGUGAGGCAAAGCACCCGGGCCGCCGGGCCCCUGCAGGCGAGCCGAUGCUUAGUGUGUGCCAUGACUGGAAGAGGGGAUGCCGCCUGGGCGAGGCUUCUCACCCUGGGCCUGGCUUCAACCUUGACCUUGGUAACCUUGGGGAUAGCCUUGGCGAUAGCAUCAUGAAGUCGAUCAAGGAGCAGAUCCAAAAGGCAGUUGAUGAGGCAGUAAAGCAGGCCCUGGCGUCGCUCAAUCUCGGCCGGGGCGUGGCUGCUGCCCGGCCGUCCGGCGAUCCAGCCAUGCAGCUCGAGCCAAAGGGAAGGCGCAAGAGGAAGCGUAAGGCCAAGCAGGCCACGAGCCACCCAGGUGGCAGGCCCGACGCUUCGGGCAGUGAGUGUGCAGGUGGCCGCCAGAGCGCAGCCAAAGGCAAGGGCAAACCUGCAGAAAAACCAGGCCCAGCCAAGGUGGCCCAGCGCGGUGGCCCAGGUGACUCAGGUCAACGCCGGGGCAAGGGCAAAGGCGGUUGCGGUGAGGCAGGCGGGCAGGAAGCCGGUGAUGGCUGGAGGGUCAUCCAACGCAGGGCCCCGGAAGGCGCCUUCAAGCUCCGAAAAUCUGAUUGGGACGCUCCGGUCGUUGAGUACGCUGCCCUCGCUGAGUUCAUUGACAAGGCUGAUGCCAGCAAGGUCCUCGAAAUUGUAGUUUUUGUUUCGGCCGACCAGGUCACGCUUGCUACGAACAUUCUGCGGGGGAGCGGGCUGAGUUUCAAGGCCCUGCUUGUUUUUCUCUCCAAGGAUGAGGAGGCUCAGCGCAUCCCGGGCACCAUUGGGGAUCGCCUGGUGUUUAGGACUGCCAAGGUCCAGAAGCUCACGUCUGCAGGUGCCAGUGGCCACGCUCCGCAGCCCACCGGCCUGAGCCAAACGUCCAUCAAGAUCAGACCCACUGAAAGUGCAGUUGUAUACUUUAAGGUGCCAAAGCAGUUCGCCUCAGCCGACACUUGGAAGGCUUUCGGGGGCAAUGCCUCCAAGGCCGCUGUAGACUGGGUCGCGGCCCACAGGAUCAAGGUGCUCGACACUUUUGCCUGGGUCCUGGAAAAGCAGCGCAACGACACUCAUGAGCAGUACUUCGGCAUUGUUCGCAUUCCGAAGGCAGACAUUGAGGGCAUCCUGGCCCACUCUGGCAAGGACGGUGUCUUCGUGGAUGCCGCUCGCACCUCAGGGCCCCGGGCGAAGCUUCAAUGGAUCGAGAAGCUUCCUGGCGAGAAGGUGGACGCCUACUUUGAACGUGCCCUGCGCCAGGCUCCCAGCCUGGGCUUAGUCGUCAAUGGGGGGCGAUUGGCGUGGCGAAGUGCCAUGGCGGACGGAGAAGCAACGGUGCGCAUCUGGCACAUGGAUGGUGUGCCCCACGAGUGGGAUGCGGAUGCCGUCGGCCAGCUCUUGGCCACACGCUUCACUGAGUACACCAUUCUAUCGCAUCGGCGCACCCGCCUCGGAUCCUGCUUUCGCUUCCGUGGGCAACCUGGAACUGCAGACACUGACCUGGUGCCGUUCGUCGUCGAGCAUAAGGAGAAGCCCUUGUCCCUGUGGGCAACGCUGGCACCUUUCCGUGUCGUCUCCAAGAAGCAGAAGCCUCUCGCCUCGAAGGCCGUCCCGGUCGUUGCUCUCGAGAAGCCUGUCGGUGCCACCACCGUCAAACCUCCCACGGGGGAGCUCGCCACGGGCGAGGACGGCAAGGAAGUGCCCCAGCAGAAGCGUGUCAAGCAGGAGGUGCGCACCAAGCCAGGUGACCUCCAGCUCCAGGCAUGCCCUCGUGACGGGGCCUGUGUACUGCAUGCCAUGAGCCUCGGCCUUCAGUGGCUCGGGGACUCUCGGCCCAAUCACCCGCGCAUGCUCCGUGCGCAAAUGGUCGAUCACAUGCGCCGGCAUGUCACCCAGUACGAGAAGGAAUGGGACGGCAAGGGGCCGGACGGCGAGCCGGUCAAGGACCGGGAUUUCUCCGCAUACCUCACUCUCAUGGAGAAGGAGGGGGCGUACUGCUCGGAUGUCGAGCUGAGGGCCCUGGGCCGUGUGCUGGACAUCAAAAUCGUCGUGCUGCCGGCGGGCCUCAACUUCUCUCCUUACGCCUUUCAUGGCAAAGCUGCCAAGAUGCUGGUGUUGUGGUAUGAAGAUAACCAUGUGGAUCUUAUGCUCCCGCCCGAGGGUCACAAGAAGUAUCCAAGUGAGUAUGCCCAGAUCACAGCCGGACCCGUCUUUGGCCUGCGUGCUGGUGGCCGUGGGCCCCCAUCGGUCUUCACUGCCUCCUCUGCUGCCUGUGUUCGGUCCCGGCCUUCCUCUCAGUGGACUUCGGUCAUGAACGACGAAGGGGCAAAAUCCCAGGCCCGCCCGGCAUCGGUUUGGACCACCUCGAUGCAGGCGAGCACCUUGGGGAGUGCCGCGAGGCGGCCCUUGAUCGCAGCCCAGCCCUCUUUGCAAGGUAGGUCCAAGGUAAAGGCAUCGCAUGGUUCUCAGACCAAGCCCAGGGAUGAGCCACAGGUGAGGUCGUCACAGGCCACGGCCCAGGCAAGGUCCUCAGGCACCAAGCGCAAGGCGGUAGAGCCGGGCACUUCGUCCGUUUUCACCUGCACCUCUACGGGCACUAUUGAGGCCCUCGAUGAAUCCGAGUUUGAGCGAGCUCGUGUGCCCCCGAAGCGCUGCCCUUGGCUGGCCCACGCCACGGCACCGGCUGACCUCACUUUUCGGUGCAACUUGUGCCCUUACAAGCGCAAGGCCACGAGCAACCAGCAGUACUACCACAUCCGCCACAACCACUACCAGCGUGCCCAUGAGGGGCAGGGCCUGCAGCCGGAUAUCGGACGACCCAAGCUCACGCGGGUCUGCGGCCCAAGGGCUCGUUUCAUUUGGUGUUGCCCUCUGUGCAACAAGGGCAUCACGCAAGAGACUCGGAAGGACCUUUCCCGGUUCUCCUACUAUGCCCUGCGCAACCAGCACCGUGCACAGGCCCACCCCGAGGUCUCCAAGGCUGAGUGGCAGCGUCUUGCGGCACUCCCGCAAACCGGGCCCAAGGAUCGCCAGGCACAUGCCAAAGGGUGCCGCCAGCGCAACCUCACCAAGGCCGUGUUCGCUCAAGUCAGGACCCCUCGCUUUGGAGACCAGAUGCAGCUUUUUGUGUGGCCUCGAGCCAGGUGUGAGAAACGCAGCACCCGGGUCCAGCAUGUCCUCCUUGAGCAUGGUUGGAAGUGCCUCCGGUGCGGUGAGUGCACCAGGGACCUGGCCGCCGCCAAGCAGCAUAGCGAGGGCCGGUGCAAGUCGCAGAGCAACACCCAGAAGCGGAUCCAGAAACUUGAUGCCAUCGAGGCGUGGGCCCGGCGUGCCGGAGGUGAUCCCGACUUCUGCUCCCAGGUGCUCCGUGCUGCCGAGGCUGACAUCAACCCUUUGUCGGCCCAGGGUUUCGGUGAGCGCUGGCGUGUCCACGGCUACCGGGCUGUUCUUAGCGACAUUGAUGCGGCCAAGGGUGUGCAUAGGGUGGCCUUGGUCGCCUCCCUCCCCAUGCAUCGUGUGAACCUUAAGCUUCCUCCGCAUGUGGCUGUGCGAUGUGCUGCAGGGGCUUUUGAGAUGCAGGCUGCUGGCAGCAAGUGCAUCACUCUUGUGGUGGCCUUCUACGGCUUCCCUGGUCAGCCAGAUGCCACAGCCCAGGCCUUAGGUGAGGUUAGGCGUGCAGCUGCGACCUUUGGGGGCCCCUACAUCUUGCUCGGCGACUUCAAUGUUGACCAGUCUGAGCAGGCUGUGGUGCAGCUGUUGUGCGAUGGCGAGCUCCGGUCUCUGGACGAGGCGGACUGGACCCAAGCCGGCCCAACAAAUCCCACGCGCACCCGGCGCAUCGAUUUUGGCUUGGCCCAUUGGUCCAUCAUUGCGUCGGCUGUCAAGCAGUUCGAGCGCCCGAACCUCUCGGACCAUGGGUGCGUCUUCUACGAAACGCGGUGCCUGAGCCGUGCCGACAGCUUCUCCAUGCCUAAGUUUCGUGUGCUCCCUGCCACGGCCACUGAUGACAUCUUGUCUAACUUUGGUAGGGUCUGGGAUGCCGCACACUUUGAGAGUUCUAUUGCAGCUGGGUCUCUUGAUGAAGCCUGGGCCUUCUUGUCAGACGUGGCCGAGCGCACGCUGGGUGCCACUUCGCUCUUCGAUGCCUCCGGUGCCCGCAGGAGCGACCACUGGCUCCCUUGUGCCCGCCAUGAGUCACACCAUCGUGUCGGCCCCCAGGGUCAUGAGUCCCAGUCCCUUCGUUCUUCUCGCAAGUUGCUUGGGCAAUUGCACCAACUGCGGCAACAGCCCCACUGUCAGAAGCUGUGGCGUGCGGUGGGCCGUCGGGCUGGGCUCCUGCGUGCCACUUUUCCCGACUUGCCCGUGAUACAUGCUGCCAACCUUGAAGGUGCCACCCAGGUGAUCUCUCAUUUGCAUGCCGAGCUUCAGCAGCAGGAGACGGAGGCCAGAGUGCACAGGUGGCGUCGCCAUGUUGAGGAGGACCCUUCUCGUGCCCUCGCUUGGGUCAAGCGCAAAGCUGACCAUCAGUUGGCCAUGGAGCAAUCUCCUCAGGCCCCUGCUGGUGUCCCUUCCUCUGUUCACCCUGCCUCUGUUGUCGAGGAGCAUGGCAAAGUGUGGCUGCAGCACUGGAAGCCGGAGUCCCCUGUCAACUUCGAUGCCGUGCAGCGCAUCCUUGACCGUGUCCCGGGCGGGCCGCAAUCGGACAUCGUGCUCCAGGUCGAGGCUGAGGCUCUGAUGCGGGCCACCAAGGCAAUGCGGGGGAAGGCGAUGGGACCCGACCGAUGGUCGGCGGAGCUUCUCCUCCGCCUUCCUGUGCAGUGGCGGGAAGCGGCGGCCACUUUGUGGAAUGCGGUGCUCUCCACGCAGUACGUCCCUCGACUCUGGCGCCGGGCACUGAUUGCCCUGGUGCCGAAGCGCCUGGAUGAGUACCGCCCGAUCGCAUUGUGCCCGGUCAUCUGGCGAGCUGGUGCCCACUGCAUCUCUCGCAAUUUGCUGCCGUGGAUGGACACGUGGCUGGGCCACCACACCUUGGGCGGUGCACCAUGUCGAGGCCCGGGCGACGCUCAUGCCCGACUGUUUCAUGCGUGGCAGAGCGGCUGCAAAGUCUUUUGCCAGCAGGAUCUAACGCGGUUCUUUGACUCACUUGAUGUCAAGGCGGUGGGUAUGGUGCUUCGGCACCUUGGUGCCCCUGUUGGCCUCGCUGAGCUCUUAGCCUCCUUCUACCAGGAUGCCUCGAGGCUUUUUCUGCACGAGGGCCGGUCCAGCAGUGCAUGGGGCAGCCCAGCGCGGGGCCUGGCGCAGGGAUGCCCUCUCUCUCCAAUGGCCGCGGUCGCGGUCGGCCAUAUCUGGGCCAUGUGGGUCCAGUCCUUUGCCAAGGGACGCACCGACUGCCUCAUCUUUAUAGACGACCGUGUGCUGUGGCCUUCCUGCACGUGUGUGGACCCCCUUGGGGCAAUGGAUGUGGCAUUGAGGGCUUCUGACUCCUUCGACCAAGCCUUCGGUUUCCAGUGCCGUGCCAGCAAGUGUGCUGUGGUGUGUCCACCCGAUGUCGGGACUUUCGACCAGUGGGCCAGUGCCAGGAGCUACCCACGCGUGACUACUUUAAAGGUGCUGGGCAUCACCCUCGACAUGCAGGAGGGUGCCCUGGGGCUCCUUAAGUUUAGCCCGCGUCUGCUCCUGCAUCGCCUUCGUUUCCUCAAGCUCCUGGGAGGGGAGGUGCCCCAGCUCCGUCGCAUCGUGCUGCAGCUGGUCCACUCGGCCAUGUUUUGGGCCGGUGGUGUCGCUUGCCCGGAUCGCGACUGCUUGCGCGAUGUCUGGCACUCCACCUGUGCUGUCCUGCAAAAGCACGCCACCUUCGAGUCUCCAAAAGUCUUGCUGUGUGCCUCCUUUGGCUGGAUGUUGGACCCUGAAUGGGCGGCGGACUGGGCAUCCCUGCGGGCUGCCUGGCGGUUCAAGGCUCGGCCCCCGGCAUGGCUCGACACGGCUGGGCUUGAUGUUGCUUGUGGUGACUGGCGUCGCUUCCUCCCUGGUGCGGCGGCGGUUGUGCAGAGGUUAGGCUGGCAGGUCCACGGCAACGGCGCCACCCUGGCGCGAGUCGACGAUUCCGGUGCCCUUCGUCAGUGCCACCUUGGCUGGGAAUCCUUUGAUGUGGUCAAGCGCUGGCUGGUGGACCACUACAAGUGGCGGGGUGUGCACGCCUGUGGGCGGAUCCGAAAUUGCCGCCAUCGUGAUGAUGCGACUCUGGCCCGUGGCCUCAGCUUGGGGGCCCCGCUCCGCAGUGCCCGGUUUGCGCUCGAAGGCCACCGGCUCGCAGUUGCGGCUGAGCCUACCCGUGAAGUUCGCCUUGCAGCACUGGGCUCGGGCGGCUCCAUUUGGUACCACUGCAAACGGCUGGAGAUGAGCUCACCCGACACCACGGCGUGUGUUUGUGGCCUCUUGCAACCUAGCCGAGCGCACCUCACCUGGUGUUGCACCUCAACGACGGAAUUGCGGCAAGGUCUCGCACCUCCUUCCACCCGUGCUGGUGAACGGCUCUUUGCAGCCGAAAUCCCUGAGUACCCUGCAGCUCCUGCAGCUUCGGACUUUGAAAACACCCUUCAGAGCAUCGUGGCGCAUCUUCGCAACUUCGCUACUGUGGGCGAGCGUCUGCUCGUCGCGACCGAUGGCAGUGCUAAGUUUGACGUCGGUGGCUGCGCCGUGAUCUUCGAGAGCGGUGAUGGCACCUUCGUCUUCGGUGAUGCCUGUGAGGAUCAAUCGGCUUUUCGAUGUGAGCUCCUCACCUUGACGACCCUCUUCGAGGCGAUCUCUCGUGCGCAGUUGGCUCCAGGCUGUCAGGUUGGCAUUCUGGUGGAUUGUAGCUCUGCUCUUCAGGCUGUGGCCCAACCUGGGGCGUGCUCCAUGCCUCUUCUGGCCCACAAGGCUGCGAGGCUGCUGCGUGAUGUGCGUGCCAGUGGCUUGGACCUGAGGCUUUCAUGGACUCCUGCACAUGGCCGGCGGCCCACCUGGACUGCUCCCUGGGGUCUGACUGCCGCCCGCUGCAGGCACCUCAAUGACCGGGCCGAUGCGGCCGCAAACAGCAUUCGCGAACAACGAGCUCACGGCUCGUGCAGGGUGAGCUGGCAUGCUGAGCUGCAUCGUGCCGCGAUCUGGGAGCGCGGGGCCAUCUUGGCUUCGGCUGGUGCUUCCAACGUGCUGGCGCAGAUGAUGGAUUUGGCGGCCAUGGAGGCCGCGACGUCGAGUACUCAGCUGAUCCUACCUGUCAGCUACAGAAAGUUCAGGGGAGUUGCGCCGCGCAACUAUGUUCUCAAAGCUAUGCUUGAGGGUGAGCAUGCUUCCAUCGAAGACUUCCUGGAAAGGCUCAAUGAGGAUGCAAGUGCAGUUGUGGGUUCGGCUGUGCUUGUGGAUGAGUUCUUUCGUGAACGUGAAGCCCUCGUUCUUCUCUGGACCGAGCAGCUGACAAAGCGGUGUGAUGGCGACCCACCUUGGGUGGAGCGCCUCCAGGCGAUGGGACAUUUCCCGAGCACUACCCUGUGGUUUGCUGACGGGGACUUUGGCCUUGCUCCGGCGGAGGCCUAUCGCGAUGCAAAUGUCCAGCAGCAGCGGGGCAGCCGGGAGCAAGUGGCAGCUGGGCUGCCGCCUUCUGGUGGGCGACCUGGUGCUGGGGCGGACGAUGAGCUGGCGACGCGGCCGGCUGCUGGCGAGACUGAGGAGGAUGCGGGGCUGGCUGGGCUUUCCGAAGUGGAGGCGACCAACCAUGGCGACGCUGCUCUUCCUUUGCAGCCGGACAAAGAGCCACCUAGCCCGGCCUCUCCCUGCCUCCUUGGUAACAUGUCUUCUAAGACCGGCCCGUUCGGGGCCCCCUCCGAGAGUGUGGACUUCCUCGGGGGCCCCCUGGGCGCCACGGCCCAAGGUGGCAGUGCGAUCGAGCAGAGCUGUGGCACGGAUUUUCUUGGCGGCCCCAUCUGGACGGUGCCGCAAGCGCAUGCAUAUCCUAGUGUCCGUGUGGGUGAGGCAAAGCACCCGGGUGAUGGAUGCCAUUCCCCUUUCCCCUCUUGGGUUCUAGGUCCUCCGCGCCGCCGGGCCCCUGCAGGCGAGCCGAUGCUUUGUGUGUGCCAUGACUGGAAGCGGCGAUGCCGCCUGGGCGAGGCCUCUCACCCUGGGCCUGGCUUCAACCUUGACCUUGGCAACCUUGGGGAUAGCCUUGGCGAUAGCAUCAUGAAGUCGAUCAAGGAGCAAAUCCAGAAGGCAGUUGACGAGGCAGUAAAGCAGGCCCUGGCGUCGCUCAACCUCGGCCGGGGCUUGGCUGCUGCCCGGCCGUCCGGCGAUCCAGACGUGCAGCUCGAGCCAAAGAGCAGGCGCAAGAGGAAACGUAAGGCCAAGCAGGCCACGAGCCACCCAGGUGGCAAGCCCGACAUUCCGGGCAGCGAGCGUGCAGGUGGCCGCCAGAGCGCAGCCAAAGGCAAGGGCAAGCCUGAAGACAAGUCCGGCCCAGCCAAGGUGGCCCAGCGAGGUGGCCCAGGCGACUCAGGUCAACGCCGGGGCAAGGGCAAGGGCGGCUGUGGUGAGGCAGGCGGGCAGGAAGCCGGUGAUGGCUGGCAGAUCGUCCAUCGCAAGGCCCCGGAAGGCCCCUUCAAGCUUCGAAAAUCUGAUUGGGACGCUCCGGUCGUUGAGUAUGCUGCCCUCGCUGAGUUCAUUGACAAGGCUGAUGCCAGCAAGGUCCUCGAACUUGUAGUCUUUGUUUCGGCCGACCAGGUCACGCUUGCUACGAACAUUCUGCGUGGGAGCGGGCUGAACUUCAAGGCCUUGCUCGUUUUCCUCUCCAAGGAUGAGGACGCCCAGCGCAUCCCGGGCACCAUUGGGGAGCGCCUGGUGUUUAGGACUGCCAAGGUCCAGAAGCUCACGUCUGCAGGUGCCAGUGGCCAUGCUCCGCAGCCCACCGGCCUGAGCCAAACGUCCAUCAAGAUCAAACCCACUGAAAGUGCAGUCGUCUACUUUAAGGUGCCAAAGCAGUUCGCCUCAGCCGACACUUGGAAGGCUUUCGGGGGCAACGCCUCCAAGGCCGCUGUAGACUGGGUCGCGGCCCACAGGAUCAAGGUGCUCGACACUUUUGCCUGGGUCCUGGAAAAGCAGCGCAACGACACUCAUGAGCAGUACUUCGGCAUUGUUCGCAUUCCGAAGGCAGACAUUGAGGGCAUCCUGGCCCACUCUGGCAAGGACGGUGUCUUCGUGGAUGCCGCUCGCACUUCAGGGCCCCGGGCGAAGCUCCAAUGGAUCGAGAAGCUUCCCGGCGAGAAGGUGGACGCCUACUUUGAACGUGCCCUGCGCCAGGCUCCCAGCCUGGGCUUGGUCGUCAAUGGGGGGCGAUUGGCGUGGCGCAGUGCCAUGGCGGCCGGAGAAGCAACGGUGCGCAUCUGGCACAUCGAUGGUGUGCCCCACGAGUGGGAUGCGGAUGCCAUCGGCCAGCUUUUGGCCACACGCUUCACUGAGUACACCAUCCUGUCGCAUCGGCGCACCCGCCUUGGAUCCUGCUUUCGCUUCCGUGGGCAGCCUGGAACCGCAGACACGGACCUGGUGCCGUUCGUCGUCGAGCAUCAGGAGAAGCCCUUGUCCCUGUGGGCAACGCUGGCACCUUUCCGUGUCGUCUCCAAGAAGCAAAAGCCUCUCGCCUCGAAGGCCGUCCCGGUCGUUGCUCUCGAACAGCCUGUCGUUGCCACCACCGUCAAACCUCCCACGGGGGAGCUGGCUACGGGCGAGGACGGCAAGGAAGUGCCCCAGCAGAAGCGUGUCAAGCAGGAGGUUCGCACCAAGCCGGGUGACCUCCAGCUCAAGGCUUGCCCUCGUGACGGGGCCUGCGUGCUACAUGCCAUGAGCCUCGGCCUUCAGUGGCUCGGGGACUCUCGGCCCAAUCACCCGCGCAUGCUCCGUGCGCAGAUGGUCGAUCACAUGCGCCGGCAUGUCGCCCAGUACGAGAAGGAAUGGGACGGCAAAGGGCCGGACGGCCAGCCGGUCAAGGACCGGGAUUUCUCCGCCUACCUCACUCUUAUGGAGAAGGAGGGGGCCUACUGCUCGGAUGUCGAGCUGAGGGCCCUGGGCCGUGUGCUGGACAUCAAAAUCGUCGUGCUGCCGGCGGGCCUCAACUUUGCACCUUACGCCUUUCAUGGCAAAGCUGCCAAGAUGCUGGUGUUGUGGUACGAGGAUAACCACGUGGAUCUCAUGCUCCCGGCCGAGGGUCACAAGAAGUAUCCAAGUGAGUAUGCCCAGAUCACAGCUGGACCCGUCUUUGGCCUACGUGCUGGGGGCCGUGGGCCCCCAUCGGUCUUCACUGCCUCCUCUGCUGUCAGUGUGCGAUCCCAGCCUUCCUCUCAGUGGACAUCGGUCAUCGCCGGCGAAGGGGCAAAAUCCCAGGCUCGCCCGGCAUCCGUUUGGACCACCUCGAUGCCGGCGAGCGCCUCGGGGAGUGCGGCGGGCCGGCCCUCGAUUGCAGCCCAGCCCUCUUUGCAAGGUAGGCGGCCCAGGUCACAGGGUUCACAGGCAAGGUCUUCAGGCAGCAGGGUGCCGUCGCAGGCAAAGUUGCGGGUCCUUUCCCGGCCGUGCUCACUCAGUGCCAGGUGCAAGGCAAAGGCAUCGCAUGGCUCUCAGACCAAGCCCAGGGGCGAGCCACAGGCGAGGUCAUUACAGGCCACGGCCCAGGCAAGGUCCUCAGGCACCAAGCGCAAGGCGGUGGAGCUGUGCACCUCGUCCGUCUUCACCUGCACCUCCACUGGCACGAUCGAGGCCUUCGAUGCAUCCGAGUUUGUGCGAGCUCGGGCGCCCCCGAAGCGUUGCCCUUGGCUGGCCCACGCCACUGCACCGACUGAUCUCACUUUUCGGUGCAACUUGUGCCCUUACAAGCGCAAGGCCACAAGCAACCACCAGUACUACCACAUCCGCCACAACCACUACCAGCGUGCCCAUGAGGGGCAGGGCCUGCAGCCGGACAUCGGGCGACCCAAGCUCACGCGGGUCUGCGGCCCAAAGGCUCAGUUCAUCUGGUGUUGCCCUUUGUGCAACAAGGGCAUCACGCACGAGACUCGGAAGGACCUUUCUCGAUUCUCCUACUAUGCCCUGCGAAACCAGCAUCGUGCACAGGCCCACCCCGAGGUCUCCAAGGCUGAGUGGCAGCGUCUUGCGGCACUCCCGCAAACCGGGCCUAAGGAUCGCCAGUUGCAUGCCAAAGGGUGCCGCCACCGCAACCUCACCAAGGCCGUGUUCGCUCAAGUCAGGACCCCUCGCUUUGGGGACCAGAUGCAGCUCUUUGUGUGGCCUCGAGCCAGGUGUGAGAAACGCAGCACCCGGGUCCAGCAUGUCCUCCUUGAGCAUGGUUGGAAGUGCCUCCGGUGCGGUGAGUGCACCAGGGACCUGGCUGCCGCCAAGCAGCACAGCGAGGGCGUGGGCCCGGCGUGCCGGAGGCGACCCCGACUUCUGCUCCCAGGUGCUCCGUGCUGCCGCGGCUGCCAAGCUUGCCAUCUCCACGCGAAUCCCCUCCUCGCCGUUUUCAUCAAGCUUUUGAGCAUCAAUGCGAAUCGCACGGCCAUCUCCAAAGUGGACCUGUGUGCCGACUUCCUCCAGUCGUGUGGGGCUGAGCUCUUGUCUCUCCAGGAGGCUGACAUCAACCCUUUGUCGGCCCAGGGUUUUGGCGAGCGCUGGCGUGCCCACGGCUAUCGUGCUGUUCUUAGCGACAUUGAUGCUGCUAAGGGUGUGCAUAGGGUAGCCUUGGUUGCCUCCAUCCCCAUGCAUCGUGUGAACCUUCAACUUCCCCCGCAUGUGGCUGCGCGCUGUGCUGCAGGUGCUUUUGAGAUGCAGGCCGCAGGCAGCAAGCGCAUCACUCUUGUGGUGGCCUUCUACGGCUUCCCUGGUCAGCCAGAUGCCACAGCCCAGGCCUUAGGUGAGGUUAGGCGUGCAGCCGCGACCUUCGGCGGCCCCUACAUCUUGCUCGGCGACUUCAAUGUCGACCAGUCUGAGCAAGCUGUGGUGCAGCUGUUGUGCGAUGGCGAGCUCCGGUCUCUGGACGAGGCGGACUGGACCCAAGCCGGCCCAACAAAUCCCACGCGCACCCGGCGCAUCGACUUUGGCUUAGCCCAUUGGUCCAUCAUUGCGUCGGCUGUCAAGCAGUUCGACCGCCCAAACCUUUCGGACCAUGGGUGCGUCUUCUACGAAACGCGGUGCCUGAGCCGUGCCGACAGCUUCUCCAUGCCUAAGUUUCGUGAGCUCCCUACCACGGCCACUGAAGACAUCAUGUCUAACUUUGGUAGGGUCUGGGAUGCCGCACACUUUGAGAGUUCUAUUGCAGGUGGGGCUCUUGAUGAAGCCUGGGCCUUCUUGUCAGACGUGGCCGAGCGCACGCUGGGUGCCACUUCGCUCUUCGAUGCCUCCGGUGCCCGCAGGAGAGACCACUGGCUCCCUUGUGCCCGCCACGAGUCACACCAUCGUGUCGGCCCCCAGGGUCAUGAGUCCCACUCCCUCCGUUCAUCUCGCAAGUUGCUCGGGCAAUUGCACCAACUGCGGCAACAGCCCCACUGUCAGAAGCUGUGGCGUGCGGUGGGCCGCCGGGCUGGGCUCCUGCGUGCCACUUUUCCCGACUUGCCCGUGAUACAUGCUGCCAACCUUGCAGGUGCCACCCAGGUGAUCUCCCAUUUGCAUGCCGAGCUUCAGCAGCAGGAGACGGAGGCUAGAGUGCAUAGGUGGCGUCGCCGUGUUGAGGAGGAUCCUUCUCGUGCCCUUGCCUGGGUCAAGCGCAAAGCUGACCAUCAGCUGGCCAUGGAGCAGUCUCCUCAGGCCCCUGCUGGUGUCCCUUCCUCUGUUCACCCUGCCUCUAUUGUUGAGGAGCAUGGCAAAGUGUGGCUGCAGCACUGGAAGCCGGAGUCCCCUGUCGACUUCGAUGCCGUGCAGCGCAUCCUUGAUCGUGUCCCGGGCGGGCCGCAAUCGGACAUGGUGCUCCAGGUCGAGGCUGAGGCUCUGAUGCGGGCCGCGAAGGAAAUGCGGGGGAAAGCGAUGGGACCUGACCGAUGGUCGGCGGAGCUCCUCCUCCGCCUCCCCGUGCAGUGGUGGGAAGCGGCGGCCACUCUGUGGAAUGCGGUGCUCUCCACGCAGUACGUCCCUCGACUCUGGCGCCGGGCACUGAUUGCCCUGGUGCCGAAGCGCCUGGAUGAAUACCGCCCGAUUGCCUUGUGCCCUGUCAUCUGGAGAGCUGGUGCCCACUGCAUCUCUCGCAGUUUGCUGCCGUGGAUGGACACGUGGCUGGGCCACCACACUUUGGGCGGUGCACCAUGUCGAGGCCCGGGCGACGCUCAUGCCCGGCUCUUUCAUGCGUGGCAGAGCGGCUGCAAAGUCUUUUGCCAACAGGACCUCACGCGGUUCUUUGACUCUCUGGAUGUCAGGGCGGUGGGUAUGGUGCUCCGGCACCUCGGUGCUCCUGUUGGCCUCGCUGAGCUCUUAGCCUCUUUCUACCAGGAUGCCUCGAGGCUCUUUCUGCACGAGGGCCGGUCCAGCAGUGCAUGGGGCAGCCCGGCGUGGGGCCUGGCGCAGGGAUGCCCGCUCUCUCCGAUGGCCGCGGUUGCGGUAGGCCAUAUCUGGGCCAUGUGGGUCCAGUCCUUUGCCAAGGGACGAACCGACUGCCUCAUCUUUAUAGAUGACCGCGUGGUGUGGCCUUCCUGCACGUGUGUGGACCCUCUUGGGGCAAUGGAUGUGGCAUUGAGGGCUUCUGACUCCUUCGACCAAGCCUUUGGUUUCCAGUGCCGUGCCAGCAAGUGUGCUGUGGUGUGUCCACCCGAUAUCGGGACUUUUGAUCAGUGGGCCAGUGCUAGGAGCUACCCACGCGUGACUACUUUAAAGGUGCUGGGCAUCACUCUUGACAUGCAGGAGGGUGCCCUGGGGCUCCUUAAGUUCAGCCCGCGUUUGCUCCUGCAUCGCCUUCGUUUCCUUAAGCUUCUGGGAGGGGAGGUGCCCCAGCUCCGUCGCAUCGUGCUGCAGUUGGUCCACUCGGCCAUGUUUUGGGCCGGUGGUGUCGCUUGCCCGGCGCGGCCCCCGGCAUGGCUUGACACGGCUGGGCUCGAUGUUGCUUGUGGUGACUGGCGUCGCUUCCUCCCUGGUGCGGCGGCGGUCGUGCAGAGGUUAGGCUGGCAGGUCCAUGGCAACGGCGCCACCCUGGCGCGACUCGACGACUCCGGUACCCUCCGUCAGUGCCACCUUGGCUGGGAAUCCUUUGAUGUGGUCAAGCGCUGGCUUGUGGACCACUACAAGUGGCAGGGCGUGCAUUCGUGUGGGCGGAUCCGCAAUCGUGGCCACCGCGAUGAUGCCACGUUGGCCCGUGGUCUCAAUCUGGGGGCCCCUCUCCGCAGUGCCCGGUUUGCGCUCGAAGGCCACCGACUCGCAGUUGCGGCUGAGCCUACACGUGAAGUUCGUCUUGCUGCACUGGGCUCGGGCGGCUCCAUCUGGUACCACUGCAAACGGCUGGAAAUGAGCUCACCCGACACCACGGCGUGUGUUUGUGGCCUCCUGCAGCCCAGCCGAGCACAUCUCACCUGGUGUUGCUCCUCGUCGACGGGACUGCGGCAAGGCCUUGCGCCUCCUUCCACCCGUGCUGGUGAACGGCUCUUCGCGGCCGAAAUCCCUGAGUACCCUGCGGCUCCUGCAGCUUCAGACGUCGAAGCAACCAUCCAGAGCAUGGUGGCACAUCUUCGCGACUCCGCUGCUGUGGGCGAGCGUCUGCUCAUCGCCACUGAUGGCAGUGCCAAGUUUGAUGUUGGAGGUUGUGCUGUGAUCUUCGGAAGUGGCGAUGGCACCUUCGUCUUCGGUGAUGCUUGUGAGGACCAAUCGGCCUUCCGAUGUGAGCUCUUCACCUUGACGACCCUCUUCGAGGCGAUUUCUCGUGCACAGCUGGAUCCAAGGUGCCAGCUUGGCAUCUUAGUCGAUUGCAACUCUGCCCUUCAGGCUGUGGCUCAACCGGAGGCUUGCUCCAUGCCUCUUCUGGCUCGCAAGGCUGCCAGGCUACUGCGUGAUGCACGGGCUGGCGGCUUGGACCUGAGGCUCUCGUGGACACCCGCGCAUGGUCGGCGGCCCAACUGGACUGCUCCUUGGGGCCUGACUGCCGCUCGUUGCAGACACCUCAAUGAUCGGGCCGAUGCGGCGGCCAACAGCAUCCGCGAGCAACGGGCCCGUGGCUCGGCCAGGGUGAGCUGGCAUGCCGAGCUAAAUCGGGCCGCGACCUGGGAGAGGGGAGCCAUCUUGGCUUCCGCUGGCGCUGUGGGUGCUGAGCGGAAACGGAUGAUGGAUUUGGCGGCCAUGGAGGCCGCGACGUCGAGUACUCAGCUGAUCCUACCUGUCAGCUACAGAAAGUUCAGGGGAGUUGCGCCGCGCAACUAUGUUCUCAAAGCUAUGCUUGAGGGUGAGCAUGCUUCUAUCGAAGACUUCUUGGAAAGGCUCAAUGAGGAUGCCAGUGCAGUUGUGGGAUCGGCUGUGCUAGUGGAUGAGCUCUUUCGUGUACGUGAAGCCCUCGUUCUUCUCUGGACCGAGCAGCUGACAAAGCGGUGUGAUGGCGACCCACCUUGGGUGGAGCGCCUCCAGGCGAUGGGACAUUUCCCAAGCACUACCCUGUGGUUUGCUGACGGGGACUUUGGCCUUGCUCCGGCGGAGGCCUAUCGCGAUGCAAAUGUCCAGCAGCAGCGGGGCAGCCGGGAGCAAGUGGCAGCAGGGCUGCCGCUUUCUGGUGGGCGACCUGGUGCUGGUGCGGACGCUGAGCUGGUGACGCAGCCGGCUGCUGGCGAGAUUGAGGAGAAUGCGGAGCUGGCUGGGCCUUCCGAAGUGGAGGCGACCAACCAUGGCGACGCUGCUCUUCCUUUGCAGCCGGCGGACAAAGAGCCACCUAGCCCGGCCUCUCCCUGCCUCCUUGGUAACAUGUUUUCUAAGACCGGCCCGUUCGGGGCCCCCUCCGAGAGUGUGGACUUCCUCGGGGGCCCCCUGGGCGCCACGGCCCAAGGUGGCAGUGUGAUCGAGCAGAGCUGUGGCACGGAUUUUCUUGGCGGCCCCAUCUGGACGGUGCCCCAAGCGCAUGCAUAUCCUAGUGCCAGUGUGGAUCAUGUGCAGCCUGAGCAGCAAUCCCUUCAGUGCCUCCCGGUGUGUGUGCAAUUUGGGCUUCCUGCUCUCCAGCGCUGCUUUGCAUUCCUGCAAGGUGUCCGUGUGGGUGAGGCAAAGCACCCGGGCCGCCGGGCCCCUGCAGGUGAGCCGAUGCUUAGUGUGUGCCAUGACUGGAAGAGGGGAUGCCGCCUGGGCGAGGCCUCUCACCCUGGCCCUGGUUUCAACCUUGACCUUGGCAACCUUGGGGAUAGCCUUGGCGAUAGCAUCAUGAAGUCGAUCAAGGAGCAGAUCCAGAAGGCAGUUGACGAGGCAAUUAAGCAGGCCCUGGCGUCGCUUAAUCUCGGCCGGGGCUUGGCUGCUGCCCGGCCGUCCGGUGAUCCAGACGUGCAACUUGAGCCAAAGGGCAGGCGCAAGAGGAAACGUAAGGCCAAGCAGGCCACGAGCCACCCAGGUGGCAACCCCGACGCCUCGGGCGGCGAGUGUGCAGGUGGCCGCCAGAGCGCAGCCAAAGGCAAGGGCAAGCCUGGAGACAAGUCUGGCCCAGCCAAGGUGGCCCAGCGCGGUGGCCCAGGCGACUCAGGUCAACGCCGGGGCAAGGGCAAGGGCGGCUGCGGUGAGGCAGGCGGGCAGGAAGCCGGUGAUGGCUGGCAGAUCGUCCGGCGCAAGGCUCCGGAAGGCGCCUUCACGCUUCGAAAAUCUGAUUGGGACGCUCCGGUCGUCGAGUAUGCUGCCCUAGCUGAGUUCAUUGACAAGGCUGAUGCCAGCAAGGUCCUCGAACUUGUAGUCUUUGUUUCGGCCGACCAGGUCACGCUUGCUACGAACAUUCUGCGGGGGAGCGGGCGGAGCUUCAAGGCCCUGCUUGUUUUCCUAUCCAAGGAUGAGGAGGCCCAGCGCAUUCCGGGCACCAUUGGGGAUCGCCUGGUCUUCAGGACUGCUAAGGUCCAGAAGCUCACGUCUGCAGGUGCCAGUGGCCAUGCUCCGCAGCCCACCGGCCUGAGCCAAACGUCCAUCAAGAUCAAACCCACUGAAAGUGCAGUCGUCUACUUUAAGGUGCCAAAGCAGUUCGCUUCAGCUGACACUUGGAAGGCUUUCGGGGGCAACGCCUCCAAGGCCGCUGUAGACUGGGUCGCGGCCCAAAGGAUCAAGGUGCUCGACACUUUUGCCUGGGUCCUGGAAAAGCAGCGCAACGACACUCAUGAGCAGUACUUUGGCAUUGAUCGCAUUCCGAAGGCAGACAUUGAGGGCAUCCUGGCCCACUCUGGCAAGGACGGUGUCUUCGUGGAUGCCGCUCGCACCUCAGGGCCCCGGGCGAAGCUCCAAUGGAUCGAGAAGCUCCCCGGCGAGAAGGCGGACGCCUACUUUGAACGUGCCCUGCGCCAGGCUUCUAGCCUGGGUCUGGUCGUCAAUGGGGGGCGAUUGGCGUGGCGAAGUGCCAUGGCAGCUGGAGAAGCAACGGUGCGCAUCUGGCACAUCGAUGGUGUGCCCCACGAGUGGGAUGUGGAUGCCGUCGGCCAGCUCUUGGCCACACGCUUCACUGAGUACACCAUCCUGUCGCAUCGGCGCACUCGCCUCGGGUCCUGCUUUCGCUUCCGCGGGCAACCUGCAACCGCAGACACGGACCUGGUGCCGUUCGUCGUCGAGCAUCAGGAGAAGCCCUUGUCCUUGUGGGCAACGCUGGCACCUUUCCGUGUCGUCUCCAAGAAGCAGAAGCCUCUCGCCUCGAAGGCCGUCCCGGUCGUUGCUCUCGAGCAGCCCGUCGCUGCCACCAUCGUCAAACCUCCCACGGGGGAGCUGGCUACGGGCGAGGACGGCAAGGAAGUGCCCCAGCAGAAACGUGUCAAGCAGGAGGUGCGCACCAAGCCAGGUGACCUCCAGCUCAAGGCAUGCCCUCGUGACGGAGCCUGCGUGCUGCACGCACUAAGCCUCGGCCUUCAAUGGCUUGGUGACUCUCGGCCCAAUCACCCGCGCAUGCUCCGUGCGCAAAUGGUCGAACACAUGCGCCGGCACGCCACCCAGUACGAGAAGGAAUGGGACGGCAAAGGGCCGGACAGUGAGCCGGUCAAGGACCGGGACUUCCCGGCCUACCUCACUCUUAUGGAGAAGGAGGGGGCAUACUGCUCGGAUGUCGAGCUGAGGGCCCUGGGCCGUGUGCUGGACAUCAAAAUCGUCGUGCUGCCGGCGGGCCUCAACUUUGCUCCUUACGCCUUCCAUAGCAAAGCUGCCAAGAUGCUGGUGUUGUGGUACGAGGAUAACCACGUUGAUCUCAUGCUCCCGCCUGAGGGUCACAAGAAGUAUCCCAGUGAGUAUGCCCAGAUCACAGCUGGACCCGUCUUUGGGCUGCGUGCAGGUGGCCGUGGGCCCCCAUCGGUCUUCACUGCCUCCUCUGCUGUCUGUGUUCGAUCCCAGCCAUCCUCUCAGUGGACCUCGGUCAUGGAAGGCGAAGGGGCAAAAUCCCAGGCUCGCCCAGCAUCCGUCUGGACCACCUCGAUGCCGGCGAGCGCCUCGGGGAGCGCUGCGGGGCGGCCCUCAAUUGGAGCCCAGCCCUCUUUGCAAGGUAGGCGGCCCAGGUCACAGGUGUCACAGGCAAGGUCUUCAGGCAGCCGGGUGUCGUCGCAGGCAAAGGUGCAGGCCCUUUCCCGGCCGUGCCCACCCAGUGCCAGGUGCAAGGCAAAGGCAUUGCAUGGUCCCCAGACCAGGCCCAGGGGCGAGCCACAGGCGAGGUCAUCACAGGCCACGGCCCAGGCAAGGCCCUCAGGCACCAAGCGCAAGGCGGUUGAGCUGUGCACUUCGUCCGUCUUCACCUGCACCUCUGCUGGCACUAUCGAGGCCUUCGAUGAAUCCGAGUUUGAGCGAGCUCGUGUGCCCCCGAAGCGCUGCCCUUGGCUGGCCCAUGCCACGGCACCGGCUGACCUCACUUUUCGGUGCAACUUGUGCCCUUACAAGCGCAAGGCCACGAGCAACCACCAGUACUACCACAUCCGCCACAACCACUACCAGCGUGCCCAUGAGGGGCAGGGCCUGCAGCCGGACAUCGGGCGUCCCAAGCUCACGCGGGUCUGCGGCCCAAGGGCCCAGUUCAUCUGGUGUUGCCCUUUCUGCAACAAGGGCAUCACGCAUGAGACUCGGAAGGACCUUUCUCGAUUCUCCUACUAUGCCCUGCGCAACCAGCAUCGUGCACAGGCCCACCCCGAGGCCACCAAGGCUGAGUGGCAGCGUCUUGCGGCACUCCCGCAAACCGGGCCCAAGGAUCGCCAGGUGCAUGCCAAAGGGUGCCGCCAGCGCAACCUCACCAAGGCCGUUUUCGCUCAAGUCAGGACCCCUCGCUUUGGGGACCAGAUGCAGCUCUUUGUGUGGCCUCGAGCCAGGUGUGAGAAACGCAGCACCCGGGUCAAGCAUGUUCUCCUUGAGCAUGGUUGGAAGUGCCUCCGGUGCGGUGAGUGCACCAGGGACCUGGCUGCCGCCAAGCAGCAUAGCGAGGGCCGGUGCAAGUCGCAGAGCAACACCCAGAAGCGGAUCCAAAAACUUGAUGCCAUCGAGGCGUGGGCCCGGCGUGCCGGAGGUGACCCCGACUUCUGCUCCCAGGUGCUCCGUGCUGCCGAGGCUGACAUCAACCCUUUGUCGGCCCAGGGUUUUGGUGAGCGCUGGCGUGCCCAUGGCUAUCGGGCUGUUCUCAGCGACAUCGAUGCUGCCAAGGGUGCUUUUGAGAUGCAGGCUGCUGGCAGCAAGUGCAUCACCCUUGUGGUGGCCUUCUACGGUUUCCCUGGUCAGCCAGCUGCCACAGCCCAGGCCUUAGGUGAGGUUAGGCGUGCAGCUGCGACCUUCGGCGGCCCCUACAUCUUGCUCGGCGAUUUCAAUGUUGACCAGUCUGAGCAAGCUGUGGUGCAGCUGUUGUGCGAUGGCGAGCUCCGCUCUCUGGAUGAGGCGGACUGGACCCAAGCCGGCCCAACAAAUCCUACGCGCACCCGGCGCAUUGAUUUUGGCCUGGCCCAUUGGUCAAUCAUUGCGACGGCUGUCAAGCAGUUCGAACGCCCGCACCUUUCGGACCACGGGUGUGUCUUCUAUGAGACGCGGUGCCUGAGCCGUGCCGACAGCUUCUCCAUGCCUAAGUUUCGUGAGCUCCCUGCCACGGCCACUGAAGACAUCCUGUCUAACUUUGGUAGGGUCUGGGAUGCUGCACACUUUGCGAGUUCUAUUGCAGGCGGGGCUCUUGAUGAAGCCUGGGCCUUCUUGUCAGACGUGGCCGAGCGCACGCUGGGUGCCACUUCGCUCUUCGAUGCCUCCGGUGCCCGCAGGAGCGACCACUGGCUCCCUUGUGCCCGCCACGAGUCCCACCAUCGUGUCGGCCCCCAGGGUCAUGAGUCCCAGUCCCUCCGUUCAUCUCGCAAGUUGCUUGGGCAAUUGCACCAACUGCGGCAACAGCCCCACUGUCAGAAGCUGUGGCGUGCGGUGGGCCGCCGGGCUGGGCUCCUUCGUGCCACUUUCCCCGACCUCCCUGUGAUACAUGCUGCCAACCUUGCAGGUGCCACCCAGGUGAUCUCUCAUUUGCAUGCUGAGCUUCAGCAGCAGGAGACGGAGGCCAGAGUGCACAGGUGGCGUUGCCGUGUUGAGGAGGAUCCUUCUCGUGCCCUCGAACAUGGUAAAGUGUGGCUGCAGCACUGGAAGCCGGAGUCCCCUGUCAACUUCGAUGCCGUGCAACGCAUCCUUGACCGUGUCCCGGGCGGGCCGCAAUCGGACAUUGUGCUCCAGGUCGAAGCUGAGGCUCUGAUGCGGGCCACCAAGGCAAUGCGGGGGAAAGCGAUGGGCCCUGACCGAUGGUCAGCGGAGCUUCUGCUCCGCCUCCCAGUGCCGUGGUGGGAAGCGGCGGCCACUCUGUGGAAUGCGGUGCUCUCCACGAAGUACGUUCCUCGACUCUGGCGCCGGGCACUGAUUGCCCUGGUGCCGAAGCGCCUGGAUGAAUACCGACCGAUCGCCUUGUGCCCUGUCAUCUGGCGAGCUGGUGCCCACUGCAUCUCUCGCAAUGUGCUGCCGUGGAUGGACACAUGGCUGGGCCACCACACCUUGGGCGGUGCACCAUGUCGAGGCCCGGGCGACGCUCAUGCCCGGCUCUUUCAUGCGUGGCAGAGCGGCGGCAAAGUGUUUUGCCAAGCAGGAUGCCUCGAGGCUCUUUCUGCACGAGGGCCGGUCCAGCAGUGCAUGGGGCAGCCCGGCGCGGGGGACGCACCGACUGCCUCGAUCAUCUUCAUUGACGACCGGGUGCUGUGGCCUUCCUGCACGUGUGCGGACCCUCUUGGGGCCAUGGAUGUGGCAUUGAGGGCUUCUGACUCCUUUGACCAAGCCUUCGGCUUCCAGUGCCGUGCCAGCAAGUGUGCUGUGGUGUGUCCACCCGAUGUCGGGACUUUCGAUCAGUGGGCCAGUGCCAGGAGCUACCCACGCGUGACUACUUUGAAGGUGCUGGGCAUCACCCUCGACAUGCAGGAGGGUGCCCUGGGGCUCCUUAAGUUUAGCCCACGCUUGCUCCUGCAUCGCCUUCGCUUCCUCAAGCUCCUGGGAGGGGAGGUGCCCCAGCUCCGUCGCAUUGUGCUGCAACUGGUCCACUCGGCCAUGUUUUGGGCUGGUGGUGUCGCCUGCCCGGACCGCGACUGCUUGCGCGACGUCUGGCACUCCACUUGUGCGGUCCUGCAAAAGCACGCCACCUUCGAGUCUCCUAAAGUCUUGCUGUGUGCCUCCUUUGGCUGGAGUUUGGACCCUGAAUGGGCGGCGGACUGGGCAUCCCUGCGGGCUGCCUGGCGUUUCAAGGCUCGGCCCCCGGCCUGGCUCGACACGGCUGGGCUUGAUGUUGCUUGUGGUGACUGGCGUCGCUUCCUCCCUGGUGCGGCGGCGGUUGUGCAGAGGUUAGGCUGGCAGGUCCAAGGCAAUGGCGCCAUCCUGGCACGGCUCGACGAUUCGGGCACCCUCCGUCAAUGCCACCUUGGCUGGGAAUCCUUUGAUGUGGUCAAGCGCUGGCUUGUGGACCACUACAAGUGGCAGGGCGUGCAUUCGUGUGGGCGGAUCCGCAAUCGUGGCCACCGCGAUGAUGCAACGUUGGCCCGUGGUCUCAGCCUGGGGGCCCCGCUUCGCAGUGCUCGGUUUGCGCUUGAAGGUCACCGCCUUGCAGUCGCGGCUGAGCCUACACGUGAAGUUCGCCUUGCAGCACUGGGCUCGGGCGGCUCCAUCUGGUACCACUGCAAACGGCUGGAGAUGAGCUCACCCGACACCACGGCGUGUGUUUGUGGCCUCUUGCAGCCCAGCCGGGCGCAUCUCACCUGGUGUUGCGCCUCAACGACGGGAUUGCGGCAAGGUCUCGCACCUCCUUCCACCCGUGCUGGUGAACGGCUCUUUGCGGCCGAAAUCACUGAGUACCCUGCAGCUCCUGCAGCUUCGGACGUUGGAAACAUCCUUCAGAGCAUUGUGGCGCAUCUUCGCAACUUCGCUACUGUGGGCGAGCGUCUGCUCAUCGCGACCGAUGGCAGUGCUAAGUUUGAUGUCGGCGGCUGUGCCGUGAUCUUCGGAAGCGGCGACGGCACCUUCGUCUUCGGUGAUGCUUGUGAGGACCAGUCGGCCUUCCGAUGUGAGCUCCUCACCUUGACGACCCUCUUCGAAGCGAUCUCUCGUGCACAGUUGGCCCCAGGCUGUCAGGUCGGCAUCCUGGUGGAUUGCAGCUCUGCUCUUCAGGCUGUGGCCCAACCUGAGGCGUGCUCUAUGCCUCUCCUGGCUCACAAGGCUGCGAGGCUACUGCGUGAUGUGCGUGCCGGUGGCUUGGACCUGAAGCUUUCGUGGACUCCUGCACAUGGUCGGCGGCCCAACUGGACUGCUCCCUGGGGCCUAACGGCCGCCUGCUGCAGGGACCUUAACGAACGGGCCGAUGCGGCUGCCAACAGCAUUCGCGAGCACAGGGCUCGUGGAUCGGGCAGGGUGAGCUGGCAUGCAGAGCUUCAUCGUGCAGCACUUUGGGAGCGGGGGGCCAUCUUGGCUUCUGCUGGUGCCUCCAAUGUCCUGGCGCAGCACCUUCGUGUGAGGCGGCCGGCCCGUCUCAUUCAUGAUGAUCCGUGA